Psilocybe cubensis is the source of this 1806-nucleotide messenger RNA. RefSeq lists its product as uncharacterized. Gene Ontology annotation, molecular function: mannosyl-oligosaccharide 1,2-alpha-mannosidase activity; calcium ion binding. The transcript has 17 exons. Lineage: Eukaryota; Fungi; Basidiomycota; Agaricomycetes; Agaricales; Agrocybaceae. Gene Ontology annotation, cellular component: membrane; endoplasmic reticulum. The record is from RefSeq and is a predicted model, not a curated record. Gene Ontology annotation, biological process: N-glycan processing; carbohydrate metabolic process. Bases 1 to 1806 code for a protein of 601 amino acids.
AUGACAGAAUCAACAUCGGACACUAGCAAUGGGCAUUCUGUGGUCCAGGAUGAACUCAAGGGUACAGCGUCGUCGGCUAAGGAAAACCUUGGGAAGAAGAAAUUAGCUCAGCAGGACACGCAGCCAGCGACGUUUGGAAGGUCCGCCAUUGUGUCGGUGGUGCUGGCAUUAUUGGUGUAUUUGUAUCAGACAGGCACACUCAAUGCUUAUUUCGGCGCCCCCUCGUCAUCUGUGGACACAUAUGCGCACUUAGACGGCGUAGCCAGCUUCAGAAACUCUUCACAAAGUGCACCUGUAAUAGCGGCUGACAUUCCCAAACGAGAUGAAGUCGUGAAGGCGUUUAAACAUGCAUGGUCAGCUUAUGAACGGGACGCGAUGGGACAAGACGAAUAUCAUCCUUUGUCGAAGAAAGGCACAAACCUGGUGGAUGACGGAGGAAUAGGCUAUAUGAUUGUCGAUGCCAUAGACACUAUGCAAAUUAUGGGUCUCCAGGACGAGUACCAGCGUGCACGGGACUGGGUUGCGAAUAACCUCACCUUUGACAGGGAUGGACACUUCAACACCUUCGAGACCACAAUUCGCGUUUUAGGUGGUCUGCUUACGGCAUACCACCUCUCAGAUGAGGAUCCCAUAUUUUUGGAAAAGGCGAAAGACCUCGCAGACAGGAUGAUGCCCGCAUUUGAGACGCCCUCCGGCCUACCGUACUCCAUGGUCAACCUCAAACUGCGUAAGGGAGUGGAUGACCCAAAUUACCCAUACCUAGUCAGCACCGCGGAGGCAUCAACAUUACAACUGGAACUCCGUUAUCUGAGCUUCUUGACAGACGAUGACACGUAUUGGGAUAAAGCUGAAGGAGUAAUGAAGGUCAUCAAGGCAACAAAACUGCCUUCCGGGCUGGCUCCCAUAUAUCUGAGUGCAGAAACUGGUCAAUUCUUGUUUUCAGAAAUCCGAUUAGGUUCAAGAGGAGACUCCUUCUAUGAAUAUCUAUUAAAGCAGUAUUUGCAGACAAAUAAAUCAGAACCCGCAUACCUUGAAAUGUACCAACAAACCAUGGAUGCCAUACAUACCACGCUUGUCAAGAGAGGUUUGAACAAGGGUCACGUCUUUACCACGGAGGUUCUGCCUGAACGUCAAGCAGAUGGACAGGUACAAUGGAGACUCUCUCCCAAGCAAGACCAUCUUGUGUGCUUCUUGGGCGGCUCUUUGAUGCUUGGCGCGACCACAACUGCUGCCUCCGGAUCCUCUGUGUCCGUCCCACCCCGUCCUGAAGAACUCACUCCGACAGGCCAAAAGGAUUGGCAACUUGGGCACGAUCUCAUUGAGACUUGUGUAGAUACAUAUGACACAAAAACGGGUCUUUCUCCUGAGAUCGCGCAUUUCUGGACAGAAGAAGAUCGUUACAUCUACGAUAAAGAGCGUGAUUGGUAUAUCAAGGGUAACACAUUCCCAGGGCAGCCCUCCUAUGAUGCUCGCUACCUCCUACGACCAGAAACAGUUGAAUCCCUUUUCAUCGCGUACCGCCUCACAGGAAAUCCCAAGUAUCGAGAAUACGGUUGGAAGAUUUUCCAGUCAAUAGAAAAAUACUGCCGCAUCGAGGAUGGAGGAUACGCUUCUCUUUUGAACGUUGAUAACGUCAACUCAAUCAAGAUGGAUAAAAUGGAGACCUUCUUUGUGAGCGAGACUUUGAAAUACCUGUACCUUCUCUUCUCCGACGCUAGUGUGCUUCCCCUUAAUCAAUAUGUCUUCAACACUGAGGCGCAUCCGCUACCAAUAUUUACGCCAUCGACACGAACGGGAUACUUUUAA